Molecule: messenger RNA, 1152 nt
Organism: Acanthosepion pharaonis
Lineage: Eukaryota; Metazoa; Mollusca; Cephalopoda; Sepiida; Sepiidae
Source: the annotation of a GenBank genome assembly
AUGGCCGAGGCUUCAACGUCGCAUGAAAGAAAGAAGCCAAAAGACAUUUUGUUUGAUGAUAUUGUUAUUGAUGUUGCAUUUCAUCCAUCCAAAGAUGUCAUUGCUUCAGCUCAUAUCUGUGGAGAAGUCAAUGUUCAUUCCUAUUCAACAACAAGUGAAAAUCAAAAUUUGAUGACUCUUGACCAUCACAAGAAAUCCUGUCGCUGCCUUUGUUUUUCUGAAGAUGGGAACCAAAUGUUCACUGCUUCCAAAGACAAAUCUCUUUGCUGUAUUGACAUGAAUACAGGAACCGAGUCUUGGAGUAAAAAGAAAGCUCAUGAGUGUCCUAUUUAUAGAGAUGAUGAUGGAAGGAUUAAGGUAUGGGACACAAGGACAAGGGCUUGUACGAUGGAACUGAAAGAAUGCGAAGAAUUUAUCAGUGACAUGGCAAUUGAUAAAAACCACAAACUUUUGCUGGCCACUUCUGGAGAGGGCACACUCACUGUUUUUAAUAUUCGACAGAAAAAGCUGUUGUUGCAAUCAGAGUUAUUUGAUUCUGAAAUGCUCUCGCUUGCCAUUGUCAAGAAUGGCACGAAAGUUGUGUGUGGCACUGGAGAAGGUGUCUUGAACAUUUUCAACUGGAAUGAAUUUAACAACAUCAGCGAUCGUUUUCCUGGUCAUCCAAUGUCUAUUGAUUGCAUUGUGCCAAUCACAGAGGAUAUUAUCUGUACAGGUAGCCUUGAUGGAGCUGUCAGAGCUGUACAUAUCCUUCCAAACCGAUUUCUUGGUGUGCUUGGUCGCCAUGGAGACUUGGCAGUUGAAAAUCUCAGUGUUUGCAGAGAUAAGAGGCUGUUGGCAAGUUGCUCUCAUGAUCAGACAAUAAAGUUCUGGAACCUGGAUCUUCUCGAUGAUAUUGAAGUAAAGCAUGAAAAGGCCAAGGUAUCUGAACGCCACCGACCUUUGAACCCUCAGGAUCAAUUUUUUGAUGAUUUAGCACAAGAUGCUGACCCUGCAAACCUCAUUAUCCAAGAUGAUGAUGAUGAUGACAGUGAAGAUGAUAAAGAUAGCAAUGAUCAUGAUACUGGUGAGGAAUCAAUUGAAGUUUCUGGAAGUAGCAGUGAUGAUGAUGACAACGAUGAUGAUGAUGGAAAUGGUAAAAAUGGAAAAACUUGA